AUGAAUCAUUCCCAGGACACCGGCCCUCGAGGCAUGCCUGAAGACAGAAAACUUUAUAUUGUGGAUUCCAUAAAUGACUUAAACAAACUAAACCUCUGUCCUGCCGGAUCACAGCACCUUUUCCCGCUCCAGGAGAAAAUCCCAGACGUUGGCACUAACUCAGGAAAUGGAAGUCAUAGUCUAUUUUUUAUGGGGCUGAUAAUGGUGCUGAUUGUCAGCCUGGCCCUGGUUUCCUUUGUGAUUUUUCUAAUAGUUCAAACUGGAAACAAGAUGGAUGAUGUGUCAAGAAGACUAACAGCUGAGGGAAAGGACAUAGACGAUCUUAAGAAAAUCAACAGCCUGAUUGUAAAGCGACUCAAUCAACUGGACGCUGAACAAAACUAAAGAAAUGAGCAUCCAAAAGCAGCUGCUAACGCCGGAGCUUCACACUUUACUGGGCGUGCACAGGGUUAUGAAGUGAGCAUGCGCAUUUCUGCAGGCAACAGAAUAUCUGGUUCGUGAUCCCAACCCUGGGGCCAACUUUCUGCUACAGGGAUGGGAGCAACUCCAAGGCAAAGGGGCAUGGGAUAGCAGCCAGAAAAGGGCUCUUUUUAUGGUAGGGUCCUUCUGCUUCAUUGGGGUCUAGGGUGGCUGGCAUGAAGGAGAACCAACAGUUAGCAAGAGAAUUCGGCUCUGUACCUACACCUUCUCUUACAAAAGGAGUGUUGUCACCAGAAUAAGUUCACUGUACCAGUGAGGUUCAUGGCACCUCAUGCGCCUUUAUGAAUUCCUGUGACAGCCUAAUGAAUCCAGUGAGUUAUUUGUAUUCAAGGGAACCAGGUGAUGACUCUUCUCAAUAAAAAAUUCUGCUCAGGUGAUUAAACUCUGACUCUUCCCCAAGGACAGGGGAUGGGUGGGUUUCAGAGCCAAUUGCCUUCUGGUAUUUGCUAGUAGUAUUGAUAUGAUAUAUGGUAGGGUGGGGGUCAAUAGAGAGAGCCUAAGUUAUUCAACCAAUGUUUAUUGAGCUCUUUGUGCAAACCAUCUGUCUACUUUAGAAGAGUUUACAUUCAAUUGGGGAACAAAGGAAAUGUAUGGUUAUAUAUAUAUUAUAUAAGCUUUGUUGGCAUUCUUUCUCAUGAAAAAUCCUUCAGUAUUCUGCUGCUUAAUUUUGAAGCAAUCUGAUAGGUUUGUGGUCUUUACUAAGCUACAGUAGGAAAUUGUGUAUUUGGAAUAUUUGAAAUCUGCCCUGUUUUAGCCCAAAAGGUAAGGUACACAGUUUGUGAUAUAAGAUAUGGUGUGAUAUAAAUGAGCUUAAAAAGCAUAUGAGUCUUAGAAAAUCUUUUAUUUAAUACAAAUAUAUUGUGCAAGUUUAUUGAAGAAUGCAUUGCGAUGGGGCGCCUGGGCGGCUCAGUUGUUAAGCGUCUGCCUUCGGCUCAG
This is a messenger RNA of Leptonychotes weddellii (Weddell seal), 1416 nucleotides long. Lineage: Eukaryota; Metazoa; Chordata; Mammalia; Carnivora; Phocidae. The record is from RefSeq and is a predicted model, not a curated record.